ACACCACAGUUUCACACGGGGCUCAUGGGUCAUGAUAUUAAAAAGUUCAUAACUGGCCGUCACUCGAAAGGAAGAGAACGCGUGGAAGAAACAGAAGGAGAAGAACUGCAAAUGAGAGUGGUAUGGACUCUGGUGGUGGUGCUACUGCUAGGGACCAUGCAGAGAAGGUGCGUUAAUGGAGAGGAGUGGGCAGGAGACUAUUCCAAGGUAUCGGGGAUCAUAAUCCCUGGUUUCGCUUCCACUCAGCUCAGAGCAUGGUCGAUCCUCGACUGCCCCUACUCUCCUCUCGAUUUCAACCCUCUCGACUUAGUCUGGCUCGACUCUACCAAACUUUUGUCUGCUGUAAACUGCUGGCUAAAAUGCAUGAUGUUAGACCCUUACAAUCAAACAGAUCAUUCUGAAUGCAAGUCACGGCCAGACAGUGGUCUCUCUGCCAUCACAGAACUUGAUCCUGGUUAUAUAACAGGACCUCUUUCUUCGGUAUGGAAAGAAUGGGUUAAAUGGUGCAUUGAAUUUGGCAUUGAGGCAAAUGCAAUUAUGGCUGUCCCAUAUGAUUGGAGGUUGCCGCCAUCUGCGCUUGAGGAGCGCGACCUUUAUUUUCACAAGCUAAAACUCACGUUUGAAACUGCCCUUAAACUUCGCGGCGGGCCAUCAUUAGUGUUUGCACAUUCGAUGGGGAAUAACGUCUUUCGUUACUUUUUGGAGUGGUUAAAGCUUGAAAUUGCUCCAAAACAUUAUAUGCAAUGGUUGGAUGAACACAUUCAUGCCUAUUUUGCUGUUGGAGCUCCUCUUCUUGGUGCAAUUGAGACAGUCAGAGCAACACUUUCAGGAAACACAUUUGGUCUUCCUGUGUCUGAGGGAACAGCUCGAUUGAUGUUCAAUUCUUUUGGUUCUUCACUAUGGAUGUUGCCAUUUUCGAAGUAUUGUAGGGCAGAUAAUACUUACUGGAAACAUUUUUCUGGAGGUAGUAGGAAGGGUCAUCACUCACAUCAAUGUGAGGAACAGGAAUUCCAGUCAAACUACUCAGGGUGGCCAACAAAUAUUAUCAACAUUGAAAUUCCUUCCACCCAUGGAUUAUUCAAUGCCUAUCCAUCAAUUUCGGAAAUAGCUGAGACCAACUUGUCUACCAUGGAAUGUGGACUGCCCACUCAGUUAUCCUUCUCUGCUAGGGAAAUAGCAGAUGGGACCUUUUUCAAAGCAAUAGAGGACUAUGAUUCAGAUAGUCAGAGGUUGUUGUACCAAUUGCAGAAGUCUUAUCAUGGUGAUCCUGUGCUGAACCCCCUUACACCUUGGGAUAGACCACCUAUAAAAAAUGUAUUCUGCAUCUAUGGAAUAGAUUCAAAGACUGAGGUUGGUUACUAUUUUGCACCAAAUGGCAAGCCUUACCCCGAUAAUUGGAUCAUUACUGAUGUCAUUUAUGAGAUUGAAGGAUCUCUAUUCUCAAGGUCUGGGAAUGUAGUUGAAGGGAAUCCUGGUGCUGCAAGUGGAGACGAGACAGUUUCAUACAAUUCUCUCUCUUGGUGCAAAAAUUGGCUCGGACCAAAAGUGAACAUAACAAGGGCCCCUCAGCCAGAGCAUGAUGGUUCUGAUGUACAAGUGAAAUUGAAUGUGGAACAUCAUCAUGAAGAAGAUAUAGUUCCUAACAUGACGAGGUCCCCAAGAGUGAAGUACAUAACCUACUACGAAGAUUCUGAAAGUAUUCCAGGGAAGAGGACAGCAGUUUGGGAACUUGAUAAAGCAAAUCACAGGAACAUUGUUAGAUCUCCAGUUUUAAUGCGGGAGUUGUGGCUUCAGAUGUGGCAUGAUAUCCAUCCUGAUGCAAAAUCGAAGUUUGUUACAAAAGCCAAACGUGGUCCUUUGCGGGAGGAAGACUGCUAUUGGGAUUAUGGAAAAGCUCGCUGUGCAUGGCCUGAGUACUGUGAAUAUAGGUAUGUUUUUGGGGAUGUUCACUUGGGACAGAGCUGUAGGUUAAAGAAUUCUUCAGCUGAUCUGCUCUUGCAUUAUCUUUAGAUUACAAGCUGCUGCCAUUCUUAAGGAAGGAGGGUUUAAUAGCCGAAUAUUCUCAGUCAUUGUUGCUGUUACUGGAUUCAGUUGUUUGACUUGCAGAAAAUGUCUUAUCUCUGGUGCAUAGAAGUAGUCCAUAUAGAGUUCAAUACAUUGAUCAAUCAAAGAGAGAUUCAACCACCAUAUAGGUGGUUAUCAUCUCGUCCGUCAUGCUUGAUCAAUGUCUUUAACUCUGAUGGGUGUAACACAUAACCAUAUGAUAAUCCACGACCAUUAGAUGAAGCAGAUUCAUUUCCUCAUAUGUUAGUCACCUUGUCGCUGAUGUAUGCUACUCGAGGACUGUACGUAAGAUGUGAUUUGAAGUUUUACAUUUCAGAAAUGAGUAGUCUUAACAGUUCAUGUGGACAAUGAUAGACGUGAUGAAGUGUGAAAAUAAGUUAAAAGGUGAAGUCUACCUUACUGUGUCGAUUGUCCUGAAUAUGUAAUUUUUGCAGAUAGGUUUUGUCCCCAUUUUUGGGGUCAGAGGGUACGAGGCUCCUUGUGCAAUUGAGUGACUUUGGACAUAAAGGUGAUAAAUUGGGCGAUGAUUAGUUUGUUAUCACAGUGAACAGGUUUAGUGAAAAAUUGAUUCCAUUUUUCCUUGUAUGACAAGAUGCAUGUUUACUUGA
This is a messenger RNA of Tripterygium wilfordii, 2672 nucleotides long. RefSeq names its product phospholipid--sterol O-acyltransferase-like. The transcript is spliced from 16 exons. The record is from RefSeq and is a predicted model, not a curated record. Gene Ontology annotation, cellular component: cytoplasm. NCBI's taxonomy places the organism in Eukaryota, Viridiplantae, Streptophyta, Magnoliopsida, Celastrales, Celastraceae. Bases 25 to 2010 code for a protein of 661 amino acids. Gene Ontology annotation, biological process: lipid metabolic process.